Molecule: messenger RNA, 1098 nt
Organism: Tripterygium wilfordii
Lineage: Eukaryota; Viridiplantae; Streptophyta; Magnoliopsida; Celastrales; Celastraceae
Product: probable carbohydrate esterase At4g34215
Exons: 2
Coding region: 159-1052 (297 amino acids)
Source: RefSeq, a predicted model, not a curated record
ACAUGUUUUACCAGCUAACCUUUGUGUUUAUUUAUUUUUUUUAUCUCGAGUUGUGUUUAGUGUUUACACUACCUAAAAUAUAGAAUCCUUGUUUUGAGAGGAAGAGUAGAAUCUAAUCAAAUCCAUUGCGACGAUUCGUCGUAAAGUGAGUGUCUCCAAUGAUGCUUUUCUUGUUGGUAUUGAUCCUUAUCGGUCACGCAUCAUCGGAACAAUCUCAACAACCGCCGAUCAACAUAUUCAUCCUAGCCGGACAGAGCAACAUGGCGGGUCGCGGCGGCGUAGUCAGCAACACUAAAACCGGCAUCACAACCUGGGACGGCAUCGUCCCUCCCCAAUGUCAAUCAAACCCUUCAAUCCUCCGUCUUAGCGCAGACCUCAAGUGGGUUUUGGCCCGCGAGCCACUUCACGCCGACAUUGAUGCGACCAAGACCAAUGGAAUCGGACCCGGAAUGUCAUUCGCCAAUGCGAUCCUAACCAAGGACAACGGGUUCGGGUUUGUGGGUCUGGUUCCUUGCGCAAUUGGAGGUACUAAUAUAAGUCAGUGGGAAAAAGGGGGGGUUUUAUAUGAACAAUUGGUCCGGCGGACAGAGGCGGCUGUUCAGAGUGGAGGCAAAGUGAAGGCACUUCUCUGGUAUCAAGGAGAGAGCGAUACAAUAACCAGAGAAGAUGCUGAGAUGUAUGAAGGAAGAUUGAAGAAGUUUUUCACAGAUGUCCGUUCUGAUCUGCAAUCUCCUCUGCUCCCAAUAUUUCAGGUGGCUCUGGCAUCAGGGCAGGGACCAUACAUGGACAUAGUAAGGGAAGCUCAAUUGGGAAUUAACCUCGUUAAUUUGAGAAGUGUGGAUGCCAAGGGGCUGCCCCUGGAACCGGAUGGUCUGCAUUUGACGACACAAGCUCAGAUUGUGCUCGGAGAGAUGCUGGCCAAUGCAUAUCUUCAGUCUCCGCCCAGUCCGGUUCAUGCCAGCAGCCCAAGUAAGAGUGGUGCCAAUAGAGUAAUAUCCUUUGAUUUUCUCUCUUGCCUUUUGGUAUGUGUACUGUUGAGAUCUCUAAUGUAAUGCUCAUUAUAGCAUAAUAAGAAUUGUUUAACACUGACGAUAUGGA